UGAGGACAAAUGCGCACAAAAAUAACUUUACUAUCCACGUGAACGAGGGGAUCGAUCCGCUGAAUAGCAUCAACGUCUCAGCUCUUCUAGGGGAUAGGUUAGACUCCGCACCUGAUGACACAAGAAGAAAUCAAAGAUUCUCCUGUUUAGAGUUAAAACACUUAUCUUGUUCCCUGUAAUAACAAGCGAAACCAACAGCCAGCAAUGUAAAAGCUUUCCUUCGGUUGUCACUAACAAGUUGUCGACUCGAAUAUGCGUAUGAAUUAGUAUCAUCAAUGUCCCCUGGGCGCCGGUUUCAGGAGCCUAUUACAUGGGCUCCUGGCUCGGUAGGGUAAUCUGUCAGUGACACACUCCUGUUAUCAGCUGAAUUUGACGUCUAAUUGUAGAUAAAUAAUGUAAAGCUUAAAUUUAUAGACUAAAUCUCAAGACUGAGGUAAACAACGAAAUUUUUUUGUUCCUUAAAAGUAAGGAGGAAGGAAAAGAAUUGGGUAGAUGGGAUUUUGCUCUCUUAUUAUUGCUUUUAUCUUCUUAUGUCUCUGUUAUCGUUUAGGAUGAGAGAAAAUAUUCAGGAAAGUGACGGCAGGGAAGUUAAAGUUAUUCAACUUCAGACCCUUGAAUACAACACAUGCUGUUAAAAAGGCCCUUGGGAAAAGCGUCAUACCGCAGACCGCGGAAGAGGCUUUGGGGUCUGGUCACCUGUAGCAGUUAAUUAUAAACCAAACGCAAAGAAUUCAUAUCACCAGGAUACAGUGCAUUCCAAAUUAAAAGCAAUAAUUAAAUCGAAAGAAUGCGAGAAGUAAUUUCUCUGAGUAUGAUUUUCGAUUUGCUUUGAAAAUCAGUGAAGCAGUCGUUUAAAUAAGCCGGUGAGUAGCGGUUUAUGGAAAUUCCAUCAAAAGAAACUGUUUAGAUCUAUCGAGUGAGGCCCUAAUGGUAAGUUACACCGAAGUAAUUUAAUUAACUACAACACUUAAAUAUAAUGAUUGGACCUGAAGAUAAUGGAGAGCAUAAACAUCUUACGUAUUCAAAGUGACUACAUGAGGAUCUUUUAGAAGGGCAUCUAGAUCUCUGCCACUGAAAACUGAUAUAAGGGUGCUGCGCGCGCUGUAGAAGUUUAUUUGUUACGUAUUGUUACGAAACUGAACUGGUUACGAUCGAGAUGGAAGAGAGUUUAUCCGGUUGAAACUAAACCGUAACAACAGAUAUGAACUUCUCCGUGGUUUGGGCUUGAAACUAUGGAGUUUGAUAACAUUGACGCUAACGUCACCAAGCCAGCAACGGCUGCAAAAGUAGAACCAGAAGAGGCAAAUACUUCAAGCUAUCCAAGUAUUCCAAACAAUCUUAUGGAAUUGCCUCAUGAGAACAGAACAGAAUUUGUUGAAAGUGUUCAGUUGCAUUGCAAGGCUGUCAUGGAGAGAGUGCGAGCUGUAAAAGAAUCUUUGAAUCUUCCUGAAACAAGUCAACAUUCACAACGGCCAAGCGAUAGGGAACGAAUCCGUUACUUUUCUCCAGAACCGACAGAAGGUACAAAAAAGAAGUCUUCUGGAUUGGACGUACAGGAUCAGGGUCAAAAGAUUAGAGAGCACGUUGAACGCAUCAUAGAUCUUGUACGAACUGGGAAGAAAGUAGGUUGA
Molecule: messenger RNA, 1631 nt
Organism: Stylophora pistillata
Lineage: Eukaryota; Metazoa; Cnidaria; Anthozoa; Scleractinia; Pocilloporidae
Source: RefSeq, a predicted model, not a curated record